GGAUGACUCCUUUUGUUGUUUUCAAUGUAUUAACAGGUUCUAUACAUCAACAUGUUUAAAUAAAUCUGUUUGGUUACCAUAACACCAAAUAAUAAGAGGUUAGGGAGUGUUUAGCAAAUAUAUCCUUGAAAAGUUGACGUUUUUUAUAACAACUCUGCAGUUUAAGAGGCAUUAGCAGUUUAUUUCCCACCCACAAACAACUUGAAGUCCUCACCGAUUGGUAAUGAAAUAAUAUUCUCUAGAAGACCUGUGCUUUGAUGUUUAUUAAUUAGGUUGAAGUUGUUACAAUACCCACUACUGUCUAUUGAAAUGGAAGAUAAUAAUAUUAAUGUAAAUCAUCAACCUAAUGGAAAAGAAGACAAUGGUCAUGUUUUAGUAACAGGAGGAGCAGGAUAUAUCGGAACUACCAUUGUUCCUAUGCUGUUAUCUGCUGGUUAUGAAGUUACAGUCUACGACAAAUUUCUGUGGGGAAUUAAACCAUUGUUAUUCAUCUCUUCCCAUCCUAAACUAAAGAUUAUUAAAGGAGACAUAAGCAAUCUGGAAGAACUGAAACCAGUGGUAAAGGGUAAAAUGGCUAUCAUCCAUUUAGCAGCCAUUGUCGGUUAUCCGGCCUGUGAUGAAAAUCCUGAUAAAGCCGUGGAAAUAAAUAUCAAUGGUACGGGUAAUAUCACUCGACUACUGGAACCUCAUCAAAAACUGAUCUAUGCUAGUACUGGAUCUUGUUACGGAGCAGUGGAAGGUGUAUGUACAGAAAAUACACCAAUAAGUCCUAUCUCAUUGUAUGGCAGUAGUAAAGCUGGGGGCGAAAAAUUAGUUCUGGAAGCUGGAGGCGUUGCAUUGAGAUUGGCAACUGUGUUUGGUGUCGCACCACGUCUUCGUCUCGAUUUAUUGGUAAACGACCUAACCUACAAGGCCCUAACAAAUAAAAGUUUUGAUUUGUACGAAGGUCAUUUCCGCCGCACAUUCUUACAUGUGAAAGAUGCAGCCAGAGCAUUUAUUUUUGCAUUGGAAAACUAUAAAGUGAUGAAAGGUAAAGCGUAUAAUGUAGGGGAUGAAACAAUGAACUAUACAAAAGCUCAAGUGGCCCAGAUAAUCCAGUCUAAAGUCCCAUCUUGUAAAAUAACAACAAACACAACAGGGGAAGACAAAGAUAAAAGAGACUAUGAAGUUAGUUAUGAGAAAAUACAAAAUUUAGGCUACAGAUCAACAAUAUCGGUAGAGGAAGGUAUUAUGGACAGUCUUAAGAUAUUGCCCAUGUUAACAGAUGAAGAAGUACUUAAUUGUGUAAAUGUAUAACUUAAAGAUACAUUAUGUAAGAUUUAGAUAAAGAGCUGGCCAUUAUUGCUAUAAUAUAGAUAAUGUAAAAUGAAUAUAUUGAAAAUUUCAUUCAAAUUAGUUCUUUCUGAGCCAAGUUAUCAUUGUUAGUAGUUUUGACAAGAUGCGUGAAUUGUGGUAACAAGGGGGCCAUACUAUAUACCGGAAAACACAGGAAAACACCGGAAAACACCCGGAAAACACCGGAAAACACCAUUUAAUACUGAAUACCGGAAAACAUCCUAAAUACCGGAAAACACCCUAAAUAGGUAACCCGGAGCCUGGUCCUCUGUGUGCGGUUUUUGACCAAGUGAGCGCCGAUGGAGGAAGGUCAAGGUCAUUACAAUGUUCGUUUUACAAAUAGCCGCCCCCCCCCCCAAAAAAAAAAUAAAAAAAUUUCCAAAAUUUUGUUGAUGCCUAUUAUGUUUUGAAUGUUUUAAAAGACGCAAUCAGUCUACCUCCAUCAUUGACCAUAUUUUAUUUUGUAUUUUAAUUUUAGUUUUCAGUAAAUUUUAGUAGAUUUCAGUGUUUCAGUAUUUCAGUAGAUUAAACACAGCCCUCUGAGGGCCCCGUUAUAUGCCGGUUGCGCCAGUCUCCUGAUUCUUACCAGUAACGCUGGCAUCAGGGUGGUACGAAUCAGUGGAAGGCACGAUUAGGCCAACUCCUCCCUAGGUAACAAAAAAUCGCAUCAUAAAACAGCAAGUAUCAUCAAAAGCGAGUUAAUAAAUCUCUGAAUAGUUCGAGUUGAAGUUCCAGGUUUAACCGCUAUGUGUCCUAAUCACCAAACGAAAUGGAUGCCACGCAAUUCUCGGACAGGCUGUAAUCUGAAAAGUGUCUAUCCUUUCCAAGAGCUAUCCAUCUCGUUGGAAGGGCUAAAAAUCUACUUGUUUCUGAGCUUACUUUCAUUCCAGGGUCAAAUAUAAUCACUUGAACCAUAAUAAUAUUCAACAUAUUCCAUCAUAAUCUGAGGCCCACACACAUGAUUUUUUUUCUGGAUUACUUUUUGAGCUUUAUUCCCCAACUCGUUGACCAGUUUUCCUUGAGAAAACCCCAACUUUUGCCCAAUUGUCCAUGAGGAAACUACAUAUUCUAUCUUACUGCAUUGACGGGAAGUGGUAAGCUGGACGUCUGUGAAAAGGGUUGAUCCAUAAAUUUUCAAGGAAGCAAUUGUUGUUUUUGUUUGUGAAAUAGAGGACUCUAGCCGAUGAGGCUACUUUCCCCCCGAGAACCUCAGGCAACCAAUUUGUUUUAUGUACUACUAUCGUAAUAAAACAUUACUAUAUUAACCACUUCCUGGUGGCUGAAGACUUACACCGAAUGCGUAAUCGGAAAAAAAUGUCCCUGAGAAAAUGUUUUUUCCGACAAUCGAUAUUCGAGAUGUCUUCUGUUGCACAAAUUAUGCUACACUGUGUAAGAACUUUCAUCCUUUGAUCUGAAGAUUGUAGAUGGAAAAGUAUCAUUUGCACCAUUUCAAAGUAAACCUGCAUUUUCGUAUAUCAUCCCGUAAUUUGUGAUUAAUGACAAUGACUGUGGAAAUAAUAUGGGUUGAGGAAUGGAAGAUCUAUGUUCGUCACGUGACUGGACAAUUCCACCCCCCGUCCCACCCUGACGAUGAUCCCUCCUGGAGCGGCACGUUGCGGCGCGCUCUCUAAAAAAAAUCUCGGGCACAGUUUACUCUUCUAAGUUUUCCGGUAGGUAUUUAGUAAUGCGGAGUUUGGUCCUCGUGUGUGGUUUUGGACCAGGUGAGCGCUGAUGAAAUAAAUUCAUUAACAUACAAGCGAGCGAUCGCCUACGGUCAAAGAAAAAUUUCUUUUCAGAUUUUUUUUAAGAAUUUCUUCUCCCAAAUUUCUCUCUCAAAAAAUUCAAAUUUUGUUUCCAGUAUUUUUCUCUGUAAAAUUAUUUCCUACGGAAUGUUUUUUUUGUAAAACCAAUUUUUCGGAAAAAUUCUAUUUUUUGGGGGGGACAGAAAAAAUUUUUGUCAAAAAAAUUUGGGAGAAAAAAAAAACAGAUUUAUUUUUUUAUUUUUUUUUGGGGGGGGGGGGCUAUUUGUAAAACGAACAUGACCUUGACCUUCCUUCAUCGGCGCUCACUUGGUCCAAAACAGCACACAGAGGACCAGGCUCCGGGUUACCUAUUUAGGGUGUUUUCCGAUAUUUAGGAUGUUUUCCGGUAUUUAGUGUUUUUCCGGUGUUUUCCGGUAUUCAGUAUAAAAUGGUGUUUUCUGGUUGUUUUCCGGUUGUUUUCCGGUGUUUUCCUGUGUUUUCCGGUAUAUAGUAUUGCCGGUAACAAGGGCACUAGUAUAUUCGAGACUUAGCCUCGCUUUCCCAUUUUUAAAUUAAAUUUUUAUGUGGCUAACCGUUCUAAUCUAGUUAAAAUCUCAGGUAUCCGAUGCCAUCGAGAGUUGAUUAUGGUCUUGUUCUGUUAAUAAAUGUCUAAUUAAUAGUUUAUAUACAUUUCAGCCUGAAGAAAGACCUGCAACAGGCUCUUCCAUAAUAUAUGUUUACACAACUGAUUUUACAUUUUUAUUUACAUUUGAUUGGUUCAUAUGCAUGUAGCUAACAAAUUUUUGUUGUUUCUGAUUGCUCCAGUUAUAUAUAACACCAUAGGUAUUAAGCCAUAUCCUGAGACUGGUGUUAUGCAGUAUACUCUUUUCUAGAACACCCGAUACCACUGUUAUUUGUACAGCCCAGUAGACGCUUAUGACUGACACCCCCACCCCCACCCCACGUUCUUUCUCUUGAUUUGAUAUAUGUUGUUUAUUUUUUGCAGUGUCAAUAUAGUUUGUCUUGUCAGUUUUGUUUCUAACACGGUUCUCCUGCACUUAGGUAGUUCACAUAAAUUUUGUAGUAUAUUUGUUAACAUUCUCCGUAGAUCUUUCAUCGAGACUUCAUUUGUCUAUAGUUACAUACACAUGUCAAUCUAUAGACUUUCUAUGAGUGAGUCUAAAGUUACUUUGAAUAUGACAUCAUUAGUUGUUAUGGCUCUUUAAAUAUAUUUGGGUAUCCCACAAUACCAAUCUGAUUAAAAUACAGAUCUAUA
Messenger RNA from Patella vulgata (common limpet), 4353 nucleotides. RefSeq names its product GDP-D-glycero-alpha-D-manno-heptose dehydrogenase. The record is from RefSeq and is a predicted model, not a curated record. NCBI's taxonomy places the organism in Eukaryota, Metazoa, Mollusca, Gastropoda, Patellidae. Bases 310 to 1296 code for a protein of 328 amino acids. The transcript is spliced from 2 exons.